Molecule: messenger RNA, 4456 nt
Organism: Salvelinus namaycush (lake trout)
Lineage: Eukaryota; Metazoa; Chordata; Actinopteri; Salmoniformes; Salmonidae
Gene: angpt1
Product: angiopoietin 1
Exons: 9
Coding region: 913-2121 (402 amino acids)
Biological process (GO): angiogenesis; Tie signaling pathway
Molecular function (GO): receptor tyrosine kinase binding
Source: RefSeq, a predicted model, not a curated record
GGCUCUCUACUCACUUUCUACCACUGGCAAUGAAAGAUACUAUUUGCUUUAUCCUGCUUUCUAAUCCUGUGCUGUUCACUGUCUGGAAAAGUUUGGUCCGUUUGCGUUGGGCGAAGAACAGCCAAAUAACUUGACACCCACAUUGGACUAUUUUACUGCUUCCUAAGUGGUGUUUUUACAUGAUGGGGCGUGUUUGUGUAAUCUUGUUUCUCCUUGGUACUUUCCGUUUAUGACCCUCGCCAGAUGGAUUCGUGAGUCAAGCACAUUCCCUGGGAGACUGGCCGUGAGCGACGAGCUCUGAGUUUUAAGUUUCUGAAGGGCCGCCGGUGUCACUUCCAACGUGGUCCUUCCAAGGUGACUUACGCUGGGUGCAAGCAAAGCAUAUCAGGCAACAUUUACACAGGCUGGAAUUAACGGAUUGGCAAACUGAUAUAGAGAGUACAAGCUGCAUUGAAGCAUUGGGAGUACCACAGUAUAUCACCAUUAAAGGCACAGGUCUCCAAAGAUAAAUACUUGAUCUCUAAGUUGUGAGGUUGUCGAUUCAGACUGUUUAUAAACCAGUUCAAUCCAGUCUAAUAUUGGUGUUUCUAACCGCGUGGGUUCCAGACUCUUCAUGUUCCUUCCAAACUCCUUGAACGGAGGUCGGAGGUUUUGUGAGAGGUGACACUUAUAUCAGUACUUCACCACCAAAGGAGCUCUAUUGUAUCUGAAAGCGGGCCUGAAACAAUGCCACGACGGGGAUAUUACAGCGAAACACUGAUUCCAAGUGACAGAGAUUUGCCGAUGGCUGCCGGGUAGAACGCUGUCACAGUUGUAGAAUUGAAAGGAACUGUCGAUGCUCUGUCUGUGUUAUUGUCUGUUCACUCUCGGGUUGAUCGGAAUGUUGAAAUCCAUCCUUUAUAUAGGCAAGCAAUGACAAUUGAGAACUACAUCAAGGAGAGCAUGAAGACAGAGAUGGCCCAGCUGCAGCAGAGUGCCGUUCACAACCACACGGCCGCCAUGUUGGAGAUGGGCACCAACCUCCUAUCCAAGACGGCCGAGCAGACGCGCAAGCUAACGGAUGUGGAGACGCAGGUUCUGAACCAAACCUCCAGACUAGAGAUUCAGCUGCUGGAGAACUCCCUGUCCACCAACAAGCUGGAGAAGCAGCUCAUGGUGCAGACCAAUGAGAUCAGCAAGCUCCACGACAAGAACGGGUUCCUGGAGCAGAAGAUGCAGGAGAUGGAGUCUCGUCACCAGGAGGAGUUGGAGAUGCUGCGGGAGGAGAAGGGCAGCCUGCAGGCCCUGGUGGCCAAGCAGAGUGGAGUGAUUCGUGAGCUGGAGACCCAGCUGACCAGGGCGACGGGCAACAGCACCGCCAUGCAGAGGCUGCAGCAGGAGAUGAUGGACACCGUGCACAACCUCGUCAGCCUCUGCAACAAAGACGGAGUAGUCCCAAACAGCACGAAGAGGGUUGACGAAGAGAAGAAGUUUCGGGACUGUGCCGAUCUGUACCAAGCUGGCUUCCACAAGAACGGGGUCUACACCAUAAAUAUCAAUGCCCAGGAGACCAAAAAGGUGCAUUGUAACAUGGAGACCGCUGGCGGCGGAUGGACGAUCAUCCAGCGAAGAGAGGACGGCAGCGUGGACUUCCAGAAAACGUGGAAGGAGUACAAGACGGGCUUCGGGACGGUUUCUGCAGAGCACUGGCUGGGGAAUGAGUUUGUAUACCUGCUGACCAGCCAGAGGCAGUAUGCCCUCCGUGUGGAGUUGACCGACUGGGACGGACACCAGGCCUUCUCCCUAUACGACCGCUUUCACAUCGACAGUGAGAAACGCAACUACAGACUGUUCCUGAAGAGUCACAGUGGGACAGCGGGCAGGCAGAGCAGUAUGGUGAUCCACGGGGCAGACUUCAGCACCAAGGAUAUGGACAAUGACAACUGCAUGUGCAAGUGUGCCCUCAUGCUCACAGGGGGGUGGUGGUUCGACGCCUGUGGCCCGUCCAACCUCAACGGAAUGUACUUCACCAAAGGGCAACACGUCGGGAAGCUAAAUGGCAUCAAGUGGCACUACUUUAAGGGUCCCAGCUACUCGCUACGAGCAACAACCAUGAUGAUUCGACCACUGGACUUCUCAUAGACAUCAAGUGCAUCUGGAAUGGCACCCUAUUCCCUAUAUAGUGCAAUACUUGGUUCAAAUUAGUGCACUAUAUAGGGAAUAGGGUGCCAUUUCAGAUGCAGUGUUAGACCUUCUGCCCACGCUCUCUGUUAGACCAAUGGGACAACUAGAUUGGGAGGAACUCUUCCUGCUUUACCCUGUUACUAUCGUCUCACCAUAACGAUUUUGGAGUUUGUGCAAAGGUGAACUCUACACCACCUGGCUGUUGCUUGGUAACUAUACUCCAGGAGUCAGCCUGGAAGUGUGGUUGGAGAGAAGAGGGCUUGUGGAACGAGAGGGGUCCCGUCUUAUCACAUAGCUGAACUGUGAGUGGUGAACUUGCUGCAGUUGGAGGACGUACUGCUUUGCUCACAUUUUUAUAUUUGAGGCAUAAACUCAAGUAGAGUUCAGCUCUCACCCCAGGCCUGUGGACUACUGGACUUCUCUCCUUCUUGGGAACUAACUGCAACAUGGCGGCUUUGCAUGUAUAUGUAGACUACCCAUAGACUACAUGAGAGACUGCAUAGACUCUUUCAGACGACAUGACUCCCUAUGAACUCUGUGCAUCUGGAAUGUCCUCACAACCAUAUGGGAGAUAUAUACAUUUUUAUAGAGGUGUUGCACAAAGACAUUGGGACAAUGAACAAUGUUUUGUAUUUCAAUGCUUUUUAUUCCUUUAUAGCCUAAUACAUUUGGAAUGACGUGAUGUUUUUUUUUUUACAUAAGUCUCUCUGGAUCGUUUCUGGAGAGGGAAAACCACAAGCUUACAGCUUACAAGGUCACCUUCCAUAUAAAAUGUUGGUCUAAUAUGUACUGCGGAAGCCAAAGGCAGUUCUGAGAAAAAGUAUGGCUCAGUAUACGUUUUUGCUGCCACAUAUAGUUGUUGUCCUGACAGAGUGCAAUGAUUAUCCUCCAAGUUCAAGAUGCCAUGUUAUUAUUGGAUUUGGCCACGGAUGGGGAUUUAUCUGCAUUUGCUAUUGGCUGACAAACAACCAAUGGUUGCCAAGGCUCAAUAUUUGUUGAUCUUCAUUCCUCAUUUAAAUACGAAAAAGAACAUACUGUAGUGAAUACAGGUUGCAUGUAAUAUUAAGGCAUUGCCAUACAGCAACUGGUAGAACUGUGUAUGAGAAGGACAACAUUAUUUGUUAUACCAAACCAAUUGAAGGUAGUGUAUAUUAUAUCAUACUUAUCUUUAUCUUAUGUAUAUUUGUAUGAUAAUGGUCCGUUUUCCAUCUCAAGUAUUGUUAUACAUCUAGCCCCCUAAAACGUGUAGACAUGGAUGGUGUAAUUCUAACUUUCCUGAGAGAUUUGGAUUUUACAUUUGAAAACACGAUAGUAUUGGGCAAUAGCAAAGUGUAGAUGAUUUGGACCAUUCCGACCACAUAUAAAACCCUACCUAGAAAUGGUGUGUGCUUGGAUCGGCGCCAUUAGAGUAAAAUAUAAUAAUCUACUCAACAAAUGUGUUAUCAGUUUAAAUGUUAUGCUGUCUACAAUGACUCAAUCCACAGUCUCAUAAAUGUUCCCUUCAAAUGGUACUCGUCAGUUUGCUUAGCUUUUGCAAUCCUAUGGCUUUAAAAAGGGGAAGAGGUUAUGUCAUGAGUAAUCGCCUUUUUAUGACUUCGGAGGUGCUAUAGGGCCUUGACAGAAAUGUGGUCUGUCCAUAUUUUGAGCUCUAACCACUGACCAAAAGAUAAGUCCCGUUUUUUAUUGGAAACACCCCACAAUGUCCCUCAAAUGUUUCUUUGCUGAGACAGACAACCGCACUGAACCCCAGAUCCAGACAGAUCUGUCUCUUUCAUCAAUGCAGCUUAGAAACUGUCGUUUUAAUAACGCUUAGCUGAGGCAUGAAAUGGAUGAUUCAUUUAAGUGUAGUGUGUGUACUUGUAUUGCAUUACUACCAGCAUGAAACAACAAGAAAGAAUGUACGGUUUAAUAUACAGUAUUACUAAGGGUAGGCUACAUAUACAUGUUGAAGAAGGACACAUGGUAUCUGGAACUCAUUACUAUGAAAUUACAUGUUUAUUAACAUACUCAAAUGGUAUAAUUUAAUGAGUGCAUAUGUAAAAUUACUUUCCUGAGGAAAGCUACUCCUUUUCGUUUUUGUUCCUCCAGAGUCACUGUGGUGUUUGAAGUUGUGCAUCAAAUGUAGAAGCAAUAAUAAUAACAUUUGAGAAACGUGCCUUAAAUGACUCUGCUUUUACCUCAUUAAACUGUAGAUUUGCUAUUUUAUUUAAACUACAUUUUUUUGUAACAAGUUGUCAAAAUGCCAUGUUUUUGGACGAAAUAAAAAAAGCAUGUGAUGCACUAAUGUUUUCAA